ACCGAACACUAGAAACAUCGGUCUCGGCUCUGAUAACGUGAUCGGCGUUACCAUGGUGCUUGCCAACGGCAGCAUCGCUCAACUAAAGCAGGACAGCACCAUCAUAACAGACGUUGACGGAAAGGAAAGUUCCAGUGAUGACCCGGACUUGUUCUGGGCCAUCCGCGGCGGCGGCGGUGCCUUUGGGGUCAUCACCGAGUUUACAGUGAAGCUGCACAAGGCCAAUACGGGGUUCACAAUGUUCUACGCUAACUUCAAGUUCAACGAUGAAGUCGAGAAGAAUAAGGUGUACGCAGGCGACGUGAUGGCGUUCUACUUUGAAGAGGUUCUGCCAAACAUGGACCAGGGCUGGAGCGGGUACAUUAUCCUAUCUGCAGGAAUACGGACGCCGGCGGGAUUUACGGCAGGCAGCGUGCAAUUCAUCCUGCUUCACAACGGCAAGGCAACCACCGCGGAACGAGAGCAGGUGAUGCCCUUAACGACCUUCCGCCCCGAAUGGCAAGCCUCCGUCGCUUUUACGGAUUUCCCAGAUUUCUGGGAAUAUCAGAAGAACGCCAACGAUCCCACGGGCUUUCCUAUUGGAAUAGACAGUCGUCUGCAACAGAUGGAGUUUCUCACAAACGACUUCGCACAGGAGAUGUCGAAGCUAAUGUACGAUGGAGCGACUAGAGGGGAAGACUUUGCCCACAUCACCUGCACGAUGGUGCAUGUCGGAGGUCUGGCAUCGGGCAACCGUAACACGACGUCGGUUAGCGACGACAUGCGUGAUGCGACGCUGUCAUCUACCUGCGGAGGAACAUGGAACGAAUAUGGCGAAGAAAGCCUGCUCAACUUCUUCAAGGAUGAGUGGAACCCCAUGAUGAGCAAAUAUGGCCGUGGUGUGUACUACAACGAACCGGGGUUCGAACUCACAAACUACGCUGACGAUUUCUGGGGACCAAAGUACGAUCGUUUACUCGAGAUCAAAGAGAAACAUGAUCCCAAUAACGUGUUCAAUUGUAAUCAAUGCGUUGGCUGGGAGAAGGUAGCAACCGGCAGCGGGCGACAACUGUAGUCCUACUAUACAUGUAGCACACUCUUGCUGACGGCUCUCAUAACAGCGCAUUUCAUCUAAAAUAAAAUAUUCCUAGUCGACAGGUAGAUUUCUGUUACUCUGUAGAAGCGGUUGGGGAUAAUAUGUUUAUAGAUUAGUGUUGUGUAGUAUGGUCGCGAAGGAGUGCGUGUGUUGAAUCAACAUUAUUAGUAGUUAUCAGUAGCAGCAAGUCACAUACACAUACAGAUAAAAGUGCUCUAUCAAUGCAGUUGACAUCAUCUUAACUGAAUUUAUUUCUGGACAACAGUGUACAUGUUCAAAUAAUCGAGUAAUCAUAACUGUUGCGCAAAACAUUGAUGCUGUUAUAACCUGAAUAUAAUUAGAGUUGCGGCAGCUUGUGAGCAAUAUUCGAUCGUCAUCGUUUAUCGAAAUUAUGACAAGUGAGUUCCGGAACGGGCUUUAAGAGUUUACGCAGGACUAGAAAACAGCAAAUAAAUGCAAAUAUUAAUUCAAAUAAAUGUACGUUUUAUAGUUUGCACUGUGAAUCAUAAGAAAUUUAGCUGUCAUGUGCAACAAUACAAAAUAAUGAAUACUCAA
Molecule: messenger RNA, 1630 nt
Organism: Priapulus caudatus
Lineage: Eukaryota; Metazoa; Priapulida; Priapulimorpha; Priapulimorphida; Priapulidae
Exons: 4
Coding region: 53-1054 (333 amino acids)
Molecular function (GO): flavin adenine dinucleotide binding; oxidoreductase activity
Source: RefSeq, a predicted model, not a curated record